This is a messenger RNA of Ostreobium quekettii, 1533 nucleotides long. NCBI's taxonomy places the organism in Eukaryota, Viridiplantae, Chlorophyta, Ulvophyceae, Bryopsidales, Ostreobiaceae. The record is from the annotation of a GenBank genome assembly.
AUGGGUCGCCGGCCGCGGCCAGGAACCGGCGAAAAUAAGACGGAUACUGGGGCGGAGGGGCGCAGUGGUCAGACACACCGCUGGCUUGUCCCCGCGUCCCUGCUGGGAGGCUGGAGCGGCAACGAUGCCUGGCAGGAAAGUUCCAGGGCUGGAAAAAGAAGAAAAAAAACAGAAAAGGCACUCCAGGCCCUGCCGAUCGGCAUCAAACGAGGCAAACAGAAACUACAGUAUGUCUGGGAUGGCACAAUAAUUAAAGCCGUUCAUCCUGACAAGGAUGGACACAACAACACACCAGGAGGUCUGCUGGGCAGAUCGCUGGGUGGCCUGAGGGACAGGCUGUGGUCAGGCUUCUUUCCAUCGCGAAAGUCUGUGACGCCCGACUAUUGGGACUUUGUCCGUUGGAGGUGCACACAUCGUUUCUUUGGCUCCCUUGUGAGGCUCUUUGGGACUCAGUCGCUGCUCGUGGCAGUGGGUGUUGGUGGUAGGGAUGCCCUCACCGCGUCUGCUGCCAUUAACUGGAUGCUCAAGGAUGGCCUCGGGCGUGUGGCAAGGAUGACAGUCGCAACUCGCUACGGAGACGUGUUUGACUCCAACUUGAAACGCAUGCGCUUCAGCACAGCGAUCCUAUUCUCGGCAUGCAUGCUGUGUGAGGUUCUCACGCCCUUCCUGAGACGACACUUCCUGCUACUGGCCAGCAUAGCCAAUGUGGGCAAGGCCGUAUCACUGACCACCCACGUCUCAACAUCUCCAGCCCUGGCCUCCAGCCUGUGUCUGGAGAGCAACUUGGCAGACAUCACCGCAAAGACUCAGGCACAACACAUGGUGGUGGACACCCUGGCACUUGCAGUUGCUGCCAGUAUGAUACACUUGUCCAGGAACUCAAUCAGUGUGACCAAAUUCUUGCCGCUGGCAGUGUACCCAGUUGGAACGGCAGUCGAUCUGUACGCCACCUACCGUGAGCUCAAGGCUGUGGAGCUGCGCUCCCUGAACUGCGAGCGUGUGCAAAUGAUCGCCGACCAUUGGGUGCGCACUGGCGGCCUGAGGUCCCCCAAGGAGAUCAGCCGUCUGGAGAGCCUGCUUGGAGAGCCCAACAUUGGUGGCGGCUUUCUGCCACUUUCUAUCGGCCCUGCUGACAAGCUGGCAGCAUCUCCACACGAACUGCAGGCCCUGAUGAAUCACCACCGCCAUGACAGGUACAUGCUGGGCUACCAGCGCCAGCAGCGGGUUGGUUUCAGGAGGAUGGGUGAGUCAAUCGCUGUGAGCCUCAGCGAGGAAGCGACAUCGAGGGACAUAGUCACCGCAAUCUUGCAGGCCACCCACUUGAGGGCGCUCCUCCGUGCUCGCAAUCCGAUGUCAGCCAGUGCUCCAAACGCGGAAGUAGAGGCUUUGGAGAUAUCGUCCAUGCUGGAAGAGAGUCGCCGCAGGGCCCGCCGGGGGGCGGGGAGUUUCAUGAAGAGGCUGUGCGCUGCAGGGUGGACUUGCCAUCCAUUCCUGCUGUCGGCGACUGAAAAGCAGACGUACACCCUGCUCUAG